AUGAUUAUUAUUAGUUCUUUAUUUAAUAUAUCAGAUAAUAGUGGUUUAAAAAAAAUUUUAAGUAUAGGUAUUUUAGGUAAAAGUAGUAUUAAAUUAAAUAUAUGUGAUUUUAUAAUUGGAUCUGUUAAAAAAGGAAUAUUAAAAAAUAAAAGAUUUGGUGAUUAUAGUAGAGUAUAUACAAGUAAAUCUAGUUUAUUUAAAUUUUUUAUAGUUAAAAGUAAAAAAUAUAGUAAAAUUAAUUUUAAUAAUAGUAUGAGAUCUUGUAAAAAUUCUGUUAUAGUUAUAAAUAAAGAAAAAAAUAUUAUAGAGGGUAAAAAAGUUAUAGGUAUUAUGUCUAAUAUUGUUAAAAAAAUAUUUUAUAAAUCAAAAGUUAAUUUAAAAAAUGCAAAAUUUAUUAUGUAA
Messenger RNA from Babesia microti strain RI, 402 nucleotides. The record is from the annotation of a RefSeq genome assembly. Lineage: Eukaryota; Apicomplexa; Aconoidasida; Piroplasmida; Babesiidae.